Molecule: messenger RNA, 2920 nt
Organism: Setaria italica (foxtail millet)
Lineage: Eukaryota; Viridiplantae; Streptophyta; Magnoliopsida; Poales; Poaceae
Product: apoptotic chromatin condensation inducer in the nucleus
Exons: 7
Coding region: 400-2571 (723 amino acids)
Molecular function (GO): nucleic acid binding
Source: RefSeq, a predicted model, not a curated record
CCAUCGCCUCCCCCCUCCGCACCGCAAACCGCAUCAUCCUCUCCCUCCUGCUCGCCCUCCCACUCCAACCGUGCCGUGCCCCCAAACCCUAGCGCAGCCGCGGGGGGAGGCGCGCCGCGCGCAGCUCCAGUCCCCCACAAUAGUUUCGGGUUCGGUCCGGAUUCUCCCGCCACUCCCCCCUCAAACCCCGGCCUCCCUUCUCCUCCGCCUCCGCCGUCCUCUGUAUUUUUUCGAAUUUCGUAUUGGGAAUUUUUGUGGUGCUUUUUUGGUUGUUUGUUUCAGGAGCGCGCGGCCUCGGAGGAUUCGCGGCGGCUGGGCUAGGGUUUUGGCGUCUCGGUCGAGGGUGGUGCGCCAUCUGCUCCGUGGGAUCUCCUGGCAUCAGGAUUGCUGUCAGUCAUCAUGUCAUCAUAUCCUGUGCUAAACAACCGUCCUAUUGAUCAGUGGAGAGUUACUGAUCUGAAGGAUGAACUCCGUAAAAGGAGGCUUCCUGUCAAGGGUUUGAAAGAAGAACUUGUGAGGCGACUCUUUGAAUCCAUUCAGAGUGAAACAGCAGCUGACGAAGCUUCUGAAGAUGUGGAAGCAAACGCAGAUGAUCAGUUGCCUGAUGCCAAUGCUAGUGAGGAAACUACAGUUACCAUUACAGAAGUUCGUCAGGAAUCUGUGGUUCAUGUCACUCAGCAAGUUGAAGUUCCUACCACCGAAGUUAGUCAGGAAUUCACAAUUUCUGCCACUGGAGGGACCCCCAGUAUCGAUGUUGAAGCUUCCUUAAAUGAGGCCUCUGCUGCCAAAGGAGAAGUACCUGAUUCCAUUGUUGGAGGAAAUUUAGCAUUUGAAGAAGUGCAACUGCAUACUGAAAGUAAUAAUGAGCCUGUUCUUGAGAAGACCUCAGAUGUAGAGACUAAUGAGGCAGUCAUUGUCAAUGAUGUCAGUACUGAUGUGAAGUCAGACUUGGCCACUUCUGAAGUCAAGUCUGAUGCCACUAAAGCAAGCAAAAUUCAAGAACAGGAUUCAGCACCAGCACCUGUUGAUGCCAUCACUUCAGAUGCUGGUCCUAUGGAUACCGAUGUUGUCACAGCUGCACCAGUAAGUGAUGAUGGGGAGAAACUGGCACCCAAGGAUGAUUUGGGUGACAAAGUGUCAAUGUAUGAUGAAGAGCACAAAGAUUCUGAUACCAUGAACGAGGACUGCGAGCCCAUCGUGUCAAAACCAAAUAAUCAGGUACCUGAGGUUAGCCCAGAUUUAGGGUCUCAAAUUAAGUGUGAGUCGAUUUCUAGUGAUCUAUCAACUAAUAAAAAGAAUAAUAUAGAAGAUAACUUGAAUGCUAAUAAUUUUGAUUUAGAACUAGAGGUUAAGCCGAAGAUGGUCGAACCAUCAUCCGGCAUUACUCCCUUAGGUGGAGAUUUGCAGCCAUUGGAUGAUGACAAAGAGCUGGUUAAGGACCAGUCAUCUGUGGAAGACAUAGAUUCCACCGCUAAUGAGGACUCAUACAAGAAAGAUAGUCCUGAAGGUUCUCCAGAGAAAUUAAAUUUAGACAGGAGUUCAGGUGAUGAGUCAAUGGAGGAGGAUGUUAUGGAAAUUAAACAAGUUGAGUUGAAUAUGAAGUCUGAUGAUCUCAGAGGAAAGACCGAGCUUAACUCAGAAGAUGUGAAAUCGGUGACCCUCCCUGAUUCUGUUGUUGAGGCUUCCUCUGUUGAUACCAAGGAGGUUAUAGCUGAAGAAAAGUCAGCAGCUUCAACAGAAAAGAGGAAACUUGAAGCUGAAGAGGUUGUUGCAAACACCGAACCAAUCAAGCGGCAGCGCCGGUGGACUGCAGACGGUGCCAAAGUUCCAGAGAGACAAACAUUGGAUCAAACUGGUUCUGAUGCUCCCAAGGAUGUUUUUCAGCCUGCUCUUAAACGCUCUUUUGGGAGGUCCGAUUCAACAGCUAGUGUAGAUUCUCCUAAGGAGCGGAUUGUGCCACCGUCUCAGAAACCUGCAACAACUUCUUUGAGAAUUGAUCGAUUUGUACGCCCAUUUACUCUGAAAGCUGUGCAGGAGCUUCUUGGUAAAACUGGAUCAGUACAAAACUUCUGGAUGGAUCAUAUCAAGACUCAUUGCUAUGUUACGUUUUCCUCGGUUGAUGAAGCUGUUGCUACCAGGGAUGCUGUUUACAACCUACAGUGGCCCCCAAACAAUGGCAAUAAGUUGAUUGCUGAAUUUGUUGACCCUCAGGAAGUGAAGCUCAAGAUUGAACCCCCUCCCCCACCAGCUGCUCCUGUUAGCCCAGCUGCCGCCGCAAGGGCGCCUCCUGUUCAACAGGCUCAGGCUAAUCAAAAUGUGCCGCGCCAAGCUGCUACACCGAAGGAGCAACUGCCACCCCCACCGCCCCUUGCUAAGCCCCCUACUGCUGACCCAGUAGCAUCAGCAAGGGAGAGGCUUCCGCCCACUCCAAAGAAGCCGGAGCCUCCUGUUGUGACGCUUGAUGAUCUCUUCAGGAAGACACAGUCGUCCCCGAGGAUCUACUAUCUGCCUUUGUCAGAAGAGGAGGUGGCAGCCAAGCUCGCCGCACAAGGCAAAGGGAAAAAGGAAUAGGAGGCAUUGGUUUCCAUUUUUUGGCGCCAGUGUUGCGAAACAAUGUUGCGGGUGGUCACAGCAGCUGGCAGGUGUUACUACUGCAGUCCAUUUGAAAUAACAGGCGUUGUUGACUGCUGCGGUAAGGAGUAGUUGUAGGGCUGUUAUGUGAAAAAGACUAGUGUAGAAGCAGCAGCAGCUUGUAUUUCCUACAGAGUAGUUUUGAUUGGGUCUCCGCCUAGAGCGUCUGAGGUACUCGGUUUAAUUUAUGCUGUCAGAUACUGUUUGAGACACUGGUUUUAGUUGAGUCUUGGGAAAAUACUGUUGAGAUGCUUGGUUUAAUUUUAGUCUUAUCGUCGGUGUUGCACAA